Messenger RNA from Setaria italica (foxtail millet), 845 nucleotides. Its product is annotated as upstream activation factor subunit UAF30. The transcript has 2 exons. Bases 365 to 664 code for a protein of 99 amino acids. The record is from RefSeq and is a predicted model, not a curated record. Gene Ontology annotation, cellular component: nucleus. NCBI's taxonomy places the organism in Eukaryota, Viridiplantae, Streptophyta, Magnoliopsida, Poales, Poaceae.
ACAAGCCUCCCUGAUUCCUGAACUCAAGUCAACACUGGAUCCUCGCUUCCAUCUGCCAGCGGCGGCUCGCCAUCCCCCUUGCCCCAAUCCUCGCCGGAGGCGGCGGCGGCGGCAAGAACCCCAUCCAUUCUAGCCCCGUCGCUGUCCUCCUCUCCCACGGCUACUACUCAACCGCCGUCGCGGCGGCCCCCGACCCCGAGCCCUGCCCCGCCACGGUCUCCUGCGGCCUCUCCCCCGCCCCCGCCGCCGCCGCCGCCGCCGCCCGCAACGUCCGUAUCCGCGACACGAACCGCGGCCAUCGCAGCAUCGCUGCAGCUCACUCUCCUCCGAAUCGAGUCGCCUCGUCAGAGUGAAAGGGCGUAAGAUGGUGCUGCAGCGAGCGGUGGCCGAAUGCCCCAAGAAGGUUGCGAGGCUGGUGGACCUGGUCAACCUGCCGACUGCGCUGCGGGAGUUCGCCGGUGGCCGGUCCCAGAUGUCCCAGCUCUCCUUCUUCCUCCGCGUAUGGUCUCACAUCAAGGAACACAACCUACAGGACCCAACGAAUAAGAAUAUUGUGAACUGUGAUGAGAAGCUGAAGACUGUAUUAUUGGGGAGGUCCAAAGUGCAGCUCUUAGAACUCCCAAUGAUUGUUAAGCUUCAUUUCCCAAAAGCUCCAAAGUCGUGACAACAUUAAUUUAGAGGUGCUGUAUAUUGAAACUCUCUGGAAACUGGAUAGAUAUAUGUUUGUCUGGGAUAGACGGCAUCAUGUAUGCGUUGCUUUAUUGAAAUUUCCAUUUAGGCUAAGUGACAGAACCAUGUAUACGUUGCUUUGCUGAAAUUUCCAUUGAUAGACUAAGUACUGCAAA